AUGACGUCUCCGCAAUUCGCGACGACGCAUUUGACGAAAGAAGAGCUGCUCUACCUAAUGACGACAAUAUCCGAAAAGCUGAAAGUCCUUAACCGUUCGCAAAAUGCGCCGAGGGUAGGAAAUCUUGAAAACCCAGACAUUUUGUUAGCAAAAAACGUCCAUUUCCAGACAAGAAUGAUCAGAAGCCUUGAGGGAGGCGCUCGAAGAGAUUUGAUUUUCGAUUUGUUUCUGAGAAUGGUUCGACUCUUCAAAGUGGCCGAUAAAAUGGUCUCGAUCGAGGGCUCGGCGGUCAAUUUGCAGUGUCUUUUGGGUGUGUGUCAACUAAAAUAUUGUCCAUCUCUUCGUCUCGCCCCUUUUUUCCAGUUUCCGCCAAGUUUCUCGCCACAUUUUUCGAGUCCACAUUCACCAAACUUGCCGCGUCUCAACUGCAACACGCAUUCGAUGAGUACCACGUGGCACACGGACUCACGCAGUGUGACGUGGCAGUCGGUGCCACGUCACGAGUCGUUAGUGACGUGGCAAAACGGCGACACGCGCAUCACUUCGAAGUGAAGCGCGCGAUUCAGGAGCAGAAGGCGUUCCGCGAGUCGUUUCUCAAGUCGCAAACCGACUUUGACAUUGAUUUCGACGAUCAUGAGGCGGAUCAAGAGACGCAGCUUUUGUCGAUCGAGGACGCCGUUCUGAUCAUUCAGAAGUUGGAGAGAAGUUUCUAUUAAAAACUAGUCCACCUUGUAGCAAGCAUUUUUUUUGCCAGAAUACCAAUCGAUAUCGCGUCGUAACUAUGUGCGGUUCGUGCGCGAACGAGCCGCCGAACUGCACGGCCAAAAAGUCGAAAUUGACGCGACGCAGGCGGCAAUCAGAAUUCAGGCGGUCCGUUACACUUCCCCCGUUUGCCCAAUUUCCCCGUUUGUUUCCAGAGAACCCGCGGCUAUUUCGCGCGUAAAAUGGUGCGAGAGAUGCGUGAACAAGAGCUCAACAUUUUGGGCAUGACGCCCGAAAGUUAUAUUCGUGUGCGGUUGGCCGAGCGGCAACGGAAGCAGCUCGAUGAGGUGGAAAUGGAAAAAGUGCAGCAGGUGGAGGAUAUGGUACGCAAAUCCAGAAAGCGACAAUAUCACGUGUUUUUCUAGCCGUCGAGCCUCGAAGCGUGUCUGGACCUUCUCAAAUCUCAGUUCUUUCUGGCCUCGUCCACUGGCGAGCUUCCAGAUCCCGCCAAAUUGUUAAGGCUCAAAGAGCACACGGAUAACGCGUUCCGAGACGCGUGUUUUCGUGGAGUUGUCUCUCCGUUAGCCGCCAUCGAGCUCCAUGAGCUGGUCUCGCAAAAAGAGCUGUGCCGAAUCGACGCUCGUCAAUUUCACUUUGAUCUCCGCUCGUUUCUAGUGUGCACCGUGUGCAUCCCCAUGGCCGUUGCCACGUGGAAGUCUGGCAAAGAGCCGGGCCGUCGGCUCCUGCUCUCCGGGCUCUCAAACUCUGGCAAAACUGCGUGGGCGAGGGGAAUCGCACGCGCUUGCUUCGUGACUCACGUCCACAUUUCGAAGAAUGUGGUGAACCUCGCGAAGCGCAGGAUUUACACGGUUAUCAAGAAGUUGGCACGACAGGAGAGCAGAUUGUUGAUCAGCAUCGAUCGGUUGGAUGUGUUGAAGAAGGACCCGAAGCACAAGGGAAUGACUCAUCGACAGGUAGGCGCGAAAGUUAGGCCAGCACUAGAAGAAACUCAGAUUCUCCUCCGAACCUUCCUCUCCGACAUGUCUGCCACGUCAGCAACAAUCAUCGGAAUGACCAAGACGCCUUGGACGAGCUGGAGACGUCGAUCUCUGAGCUAUUCCCCCUACAAGCUCAGAUCACCAACCCAACUGCCGCGACCAGAUAUGGUUGGUUAGCAGCCAUUGAAAUGAAUAUUGUCUACAAUUCCAGACUUGUCAGUGGACUCCCUUAGCCGGAAUAUGGAACAAGACAGGCUUCCUAAAAUACCGCAUCGAAUUUUCGAUCUGGAGAAGCAGACGAGCGGAUUUGGACACGGAAAAACGGCAAAGUUUGUGA
This is a messenger RNA of Caenorhabditis sp. 36 PRJEB53466, 2037 nucleotides long. Lineage: Eukaryota; Metazoa; Nematoda; Chromadorea; Rhabditida; Rhabditidae. The record is from the annotation of a GenBank genome assembly.